CAAGCAACCUCCCCAUUCUAAAGACUUUGAAAGCAACAACGCCCAUCUGUCACCUAAAUGUCGUCCCCCAAGAUGCAAAUCGACGAAAAGCGCGAAUUAGAGACGAGCAAACCGGCGGAUUUCUCCUUCAAAAAAUUAAAACUCCUCGAAGCGACAGGGCCGGAGCAAGCGCGCGCCUCCCGGCUCGGCGGGGUGCCCGAACGCGGAGCCCAGCACAAAAAAUUCCUAACCCGGUCCGUAUGGCUUAACAAUAAUCGGCUGAAAAAUAUCAAAAAUUUGGACGUGUUUAUUGACUCGAUUUUGGAGUUUCCCGAACGUUUGGGAUGGAUCGAUUUUUCCUUCAAUCAACUGACGGAGAUUCAAGACACGAUUUUGAAAUUUUCCGAUUUGAAAAUCGUUUAUUUUCACGGGAAUUGCAUCGAGAGUUUGGACCAGAUCCUCAAAUUGAAGAAUUUGAAAAUGCUGAAAACUAUCACUUUUCAUGGGAAUCCCAUCUCGAAUUUGGCGCAUUAUAGGAACUAUAUCAUUGCGGCUUUGCCACAAAUCGACAAUUUAGAUUUUACGCCGGUUUUGAAAAAUGAGAAAUUGGCCCCGAAACCGGCCGAAUUUUUGAAGGAUGUUCGAGCGAUAAGGGGCACCAAGGAGGUGAAUAAGGGCGACGAUUGAUUGAUUUAAUCAAUUUUUCUUAAAUAAAUCGGAAAAGACA
This is a messenger RNA of Tribolium castaneum (red flour beetle), 706 nucleotides long. Its product is annotated as leucine-rich repeat-containing protein 51. Lineage: Eukaryota; Metazoa; Arthropoda; Insecta; Coleoptera; Tenebrionidae. Bases 58 to 666 code for a protein of 202 amino acids. The transcript is spliced from 3 exons. The record is from RefSeq and is a predicted model, not a curated record.